CUGCAGUUAAAAAUAGUUUUGACUUUUGACCACAUAAAACACCCACAUAAAACACUCCUCCGCCUCGCAAAACUUGGUUUCUUUGGCUCCCGAUCGACGUCGCCGCCAUCGUGCUCUCUGGCGCCUUCAUCACCGGAAUCGUGCUCUCUGGCGCCUUCAUCACCGGAGAACGGCGUCAUGCUUCAGCAUUAGGGCAUCACAUUUGGGAAAGCUGCUGUCUUCCUUCAUCGACGACUCAACGUGAUGAGGACAAUAUCAGGUGGAGUACUUUCAAUGGCGCCGGUUUCACUCUCCGAUGCCGCCGCAAUCAUCGCGGACUUCGCCGCCUCGGAUACCGGAGCUUCCGAUGCAGUCUCGGUGUACAUCUCACGCGCCGCCGACGCGUUCAAUCACCUGGUUCAGUUUCACAACCGUUGCUCGCAAGGCCAUGUACUCCAGCUGAAAAGCUUGAGGAAUGCAGACAUUGUUAAGAAGGAAGAAGGAGAUGAAGAAGAGCCCCAGAAGAUUCCAGAAGGGAAUCACAAGAAUGGAAAACACAAGAAGAAGCGAGAUUCAGAUUCCAGAAACAGAAAUCUGAUUAAAACUGAGAUGAACUCUGUUAAGGUUGAGCAGCGCGGUGAAGAGAUGAAGAAUCACAGUGCAGAGAAGGUUAAAAUCAAAGAAGUUUCAUGUGCUGGUAAAUACCAUGAAAAUAACACUGAGAAGAAGGUGAAACCUGAAAGGUCCCCAGCCAAUAGUGUGAAGAAGGAAAAUAAACAGAAGAGUUUUUCUGAGGCUUUGGUGGCUGAGACGAAGAAGAAUCAUAAGAAGUCUGGUGAAGGCAAUGGAGGCUCAGAAGGGGACACUUUUUCUGUUGAGACGAAGAAGAGGAAAGGUGAAGAAGUUGAAGGGGAUCUACACAGCAGUAAGAGGAGGAAGAGUAAAAAAGGAUAGAGUGGGAGGAAAACAGUUUGGAUAAAUGGGCGUUUCCCGUUCCCAAACCCAACCCAUUUCGGGCUGAAGGUUUGGGUUAUCUAUUACAAGAAAAGAAAACAUUGAAGUAUUCUAAAGCUAGUGGCCCUCACUUCUCAAGUAGAUGAUGAUAUUUAACAUGGGAAAGUUGAAAGCCUUGUUAAGGAGGAGUUACAAGUAGUAGUUUGCUCGUUGUAAAAGAGAAUUAAAAGAUCUUGGUAUGG
Molecule: messenger RNA, 1175 nt
Organism: Cuscuta campestris
Lineage: Eukaryota; Viridiplantae; Streptophyta; Magnoliopsida; Solanales; Convolvulaceae
Source: the annotation of a GenBank genome assembly